CUGACUACAAAUUCACAUGCUUUUAACAAAUGCGGCGUGCGUUUUCGAUACAAAAAAAGUGACUGUUUAUAAAUAUAAAAGUUUUUGUAAAUCAAAAUGGAUAUUGACGAGCUAUUUGACUGCUUCAACGAGGUACCGCCAGAAAGUCUCAAGGCGCCAAUACCAACGAUUCCUGUAAAGAAUACGAAAGCAGAAAAAGUUGAUGAAGCUGCAUCAGUAAGCGACAACAAAAGCAGCAACAAAUCUAGUAAACGCCAAGCGAAUUCGGAUGCCAAGAUUAAAGAUGAAAUCCCUGCAAAGGAUAAGGAUGAAGAGGCGGAGCCUUCAAAGCGUCCACGUGCUGAUGACACAAAGGACGCCGAUAAUGAAUCUGAUGCUGAAGUAAAAGAAGAAAAAGAAGAGGACAAAAUCGAGGAGUUGGACGAUUGCGCCUUGGAAGCUCUUCGUGUGCGCAUUGUCACCCAUCAACUAGUGUCGCCUGAGUCCUGUACACACGAAGUGGCCGCCCAUCCCGAUCACGAGUACAUCCCACUGCAGCCAUUUACAGGCGUGCCAGCCAAGACAUAUCCCUUUGUGCUGGAUCCCUUCCAGAAGCAGGCCAUUCUCUGCAUAGACAACUCACAGAGCGUGCUGGUUUCCGCUCACACUUCAGCGGGAAAAACCGUAGUGGCGGAAUACGCGAUUGCCAAGUCGUUGUUGGCCAAGCAGCGUGUCAUUUACACCACGCCCAUUAAGGCGCUGUCCAAUCAAAAGUUUCGGGAGUUCACGGAUGAGUUUCAGGAUGUUGGUCUAGUCACUGGCGAUGUAACCAUUAAUCCGUCGGCCUCCUGUCUGAUUAUGACCACAGAGAUUCUACGUAAUAUGCUGUACCGAGGCAGUGAAGUCAUGCGUGAGGUGGGUUGGGUAAUCUUCGAUGAGAUUCACUACAUGCGCGACAAGGAGCGUGGCGUCGUCUGGGAGGAGACACUCAUCCUGCUGCCCGACAAUGUGCGCUAUGUGUUCCUCUCUGCCACCAUACCGAAUGCCCGUCAGUUUGCCGAGUGGGUGUGCCAUCUUCACAAGCAGCCUUGUCACGUUGUCUACACGGAUUAUCGUCCCACACCCUUGCAGCACUACAUCUUUCCAGCCGGCGGCGAUGGCAUCCAUUUGAUUGUCGAUGAGAAGGGUCAGUUCAAGGAGGACAACUUUACCACGGCUAUGGCGGUCUUGGCCAGUGCAGGUGAGGCGGGCAAGGGGGAUCAAAAGGGGCGUAAGGGCGGCAUCAAGGGUCACAAUUCGGGGCAAACAAACAUUUUCAAGAUUGUCAAGAUGAUCAUGGAACGCAACUUUGCACCCGUCAUCAUCUUCUCGUUCAGCAAAAAGGAUUGCGAGAUUUAUGCAAUGCAAAUGGCCAAGCUUGACUUUAACACACUGGAUGAGAAGAAGCUCGUGGACGAGGUCUUUCACAAUGCCAUGGAUGUACUCUCUGAGGAGGAUCGUCGCCUGCCGCAGGUUGAGAAUGUACUGCCAUUGCUGCGACGCGGCAUUGGCAUACAUCACGGUGGACUGUUGCCCAUUCUCAAGGAGACCAUUGAGAUUCUGUUCGGCGAGGGUCUAAUCAAGGCUCUCUUUGCCACAGAAACCUUUGCCAUGGGACUAAACAUGCCGGCGCGUACAGUUCUCUUUACCGCUCCACGUAAAUUCGAUGGCAAAGACUUUCGUUGGAUCAGCUCUGGCGAGUAUAUACAAAUGGCUGGCCGUGCCGGACGUCGUGGCUUGGAUGACAAGGGUAUUGUCAUACUGAUGAUCGAUGAGAAGGUGUCACCCGUGGUGGGUCGCGAGAUAGUCCAAGGCAAGGCGGACACACUGAAUUCUGCCUUCCAUCUGACUUACAACAUGGUGUUGAAUCUGCUGCGCGUGGAGGAAAUCAAUCCAGAGUAUAUGCUGGAGCGCAGUUUCUAUCAGUUUCAAAAUCAGGCUGCUCUUCCUGGUCUACAUGAUCAGGUGCAGGAAAAGACACAGCAGCUAAACAAACUGAGCAUCAAGGAUGAGCACAACAUUGCCUCUUAUCAUCACAUACGGGAUCAGCUUGAGUUGAACGGCAAGAAAUUCCGCGAAUGGAUUACAAAACCACAAUUUCUGGUUCCAUUUCUGCAACCAGGUCGCCUGGUGAAAGUGGCAGCUGGCAAGCAGGAGUACGAUUGGGGCAUUAUAUUGAACUUUAAAAAACAGGAUCAGAACCGCAAGAAUCCCAUGAAGAGCGAUCCGGGUGUUACUGUCGAUGUUUUGCUGCACGUGAGCGAGGAAGCGGCCAAGACUGGCGACACCGAGCCCUGUCCACCCAACGAACGUGGCUGCAUGGAAGUCGUUCCAGUGGCCAAUACACUAAUCACCCAAAUCAGUUCUAUACGCGUCUACUUUCCCAAUGAUCUGCGCACUGCGGACAAUCGACGUGCUGUUCUUAAGACCAUUCAGGAGGCGAAGAAACGCUUUCCCUUGGGUCCACCUGUGCUGCAUCCCGUUGACGACAUGAAUAUCAAGGAUUCCGAGUUCCGCAAAAUUGUGGAUACCAUUGCACAGUUCGAGACGUUGCUUGAGGAGCAUCCGCUGCACAAAUCUCCAGAAUUGGAGCGCAUACACAAACGCUACAUGGACAAGUUGACGUUACAGGCGGACCUGCGUGAUCUAAAGAUGGAACUGAAGGCUGCCCGCAGUCUGCUGCAGAUGGACGAGCUUAAGUAUCGCAAACGCGUGCUCCGACGCAUGGGCUAUUGCAAGCCAGGCGAUGUCAUAGAGUUCAAGGGUCGCGUCGCCUGUGAACUGAGCUCUGCCGAUGAAUUGCUCAUCACGGAAAUGAUCUUUAAUGGUGUAUUCAACGAACUUUCAGCUCCACAAGCAGUUGCAUUGUUGUCCUGUUUUGUAUGCGACGAGAAGUCUUCCGAGUCGCCAAAAAGUGCCACAGAGCUGUCCGGCCCGUUGCGUUCCCUACAGAGUCUGGCCCGGCGCAUUGCCAAGGUGUCGUCGGAGUGCAAACUGCAACUGGAUGAGGAUAACUAUGUGGAUAAGUUCAAGCCCUUCCUAAUGGACGUUGUGCUCGCCUGGUGCAAGGGUUCCAGUUUCCUCAGCGUAUGCAAAAUGACCGACAUCUUUGAGGGUUCCAUUAUUCGUUGCAUGCGGCGUCUGGAGGAGCUGCUGCGUCAGCUAUGCCAGGCCUCAAAGACCAUUGGCAAUACAGAUUUGGAGAACAAAUUCUCCGAGGGAAUACGUCUCCUGAAACGCGACAUUGUGUUUGCCGCCUCGCUUUAUUUAUAAGUCGAUUUCAAGCUAAUGUAUCUUUAAGCACAAAAAGAAAACUUUAUUUACUAAUUUUAUGGUUUUUGUGUUUUGAUGAUGAAAGAACACAAGACACGUGAAGCAUUAACAUUGUGUUGGACAUUUUACAAAUGAAAUAAUAGUUAAAAUUGUAUGAUUACAAUAAAAUAAAAUAAAAUAAACUAAAUAUAAAUGUAAGUGGUAAUGUUAAUGCUAGUGUAUUUUUAUGUUUUCAAACAUGUAAACAAUAGAUCAUAUAAUCUAUAUAUUAUAUAUACAUAAACAUAUAAAAUAAACAAGUUACACACGCUUCACAUGAAAACAUAAAAAUUAUUGGACGGUUCACACUGAUUUGUAUGGUCGUUUGGUUCUAUAUAUGCGACACAUAAAACAUACAUAUAAAAUACAUACAUAUAUAAUUAAAUACAUGAGUACAUUUACUUAACUUUAGGCUAGAUCCGCAUAAAGGCACUUGUCUUAUAAUUUAUAAAUAAUUGAUGAUUAAUAAUUAUGUGAUUAUGAUGGGAAUUUCAAUCGGUGCUCUGCUAAGUUGGAUUCAGUUUUAUUCAAAACAUAUAAUCGUAUUUGUUAAGAU
Molecule: messenger RNA, 3886 nt
Organism: Drosophila innubila
Lineage: Eukaryota; Metazoa; Arthropoda; Insecta; Diptera; Drosophilidae
Gene: Mtr4
Product: exosome RNA helicase MTR4
Exons: 2
Coding region: 97-3291 (1064 amino acids)
Biological process (GO): RNA catabolic process; maturation of 5.8S rRNA
Cellular component (GO): nucleus
Molecular function (GO): RNA helicase activity; ATP binding; RNA binding
Source: RefSeq, a predicted model, not a curated record